AUGCCACCAAAGAAGAAGCAACAAGAUGCCAAGCCCAAAAGCAAAGCCCACGAGGACAAGGGCUUCGGCAUGAAGAACAAAAACAAGUCGAAAAAAGUCCAGCAGCAAAUCAACCAGAUGAAACAAGGUGUGGAUGGAGGUGCGGCUAAGAAAAGAGAAGCGGAGCAAAAGAGAAAAGCCGAGGAAAAGAAAGCAGCAGAGCAGGCCAAGAAGGAGGCGGCUGCUUUGUUUGGCAUUGUCCAGCCCAAGGUUCCGUUUGGUGUGGACCCCAAGUCGAUUUUGUGUGAGUUUUUCAAGAAGGGCGUUUGUACCAAGGGAAACAAGUGUAAGUUCUCUCACAACCCCGAGGUGGGCCGGAAAGAUGUCAAGAAGGACUUGUACACCGAUGCUAGAGCAGAAAAGGAAGCCGAUACUAUGGACAACUGGGACGAGGAGAAGUUGAGAAAGGUCAUUUUGUCCAAGCACGGGAACCCAAAAACCACCACAGACAAGAUUUGCAAGUACUUCAUCGAGGCGGUGGAAAACGACAAGUACGGUUGGUUCUGGGUGUGUCCUAAUGGAGGUAACGAGUGUAUGUACAAACACGCCUUGCCACCUGGAUUCGUGUUGAAGACCAAGGAACAAAAGAGACUAGAAAGAUUGGCCAAGGACUCCGAGCCACAAAUCACCUUGGAGGAGUUUAUUGAAAUGGAAAGAGGAAAGUUGGACCGGUCCAAGUUCACACCCAUCACAUUGGAAACUUUCAAGGAGUGGAAGAAGAAGCAGAGGGCUAGAAAGGAUGAGGAAAAGAAGAAGGAAAACGCCAAGCGGCCAUUGACAGGAAGAGAGAUCAUGCUCAAGAAAUUCGCAGACAAGUUUUACCUGGAAGAGGACGGCGACCAGGGCGACGAGAUGGACUUAUCGGAGUUCAGAAGCGCUUUGCCAAAUGGGGACGAAGAGUUCAAGGACUACGGAGAUGGAUCCGACUACGAUUUCGACGAGGAGAAGAAGGAGAAUGGGGAGAAGAAAGACACGGAAAAGGACGUUGUGGAGGAAAAGAAGAAUGUUGAUGUGGAGGAAAAGGAGAAUGUGGAUGUGGCCCAGGUCGAGGCUUGA
Molecule: messenger RNA, 1095 nt
Organism: Clavispora lusitaniae ATCC 42720
Lineage: Eukaryota; Fungi; Ascomycota; Pichiomycetes; Serinales; Metschnikowiaceae
Gene: TMA46
Biological process (GO): cytoplasmic translation
Cellular component (GO): cytosol
Molecular function (GO): mRNA binding; metal ion binding
Source: RefSeq, a predicted model, not a curated record